UUCUGCCCUGGUCUGUACCUUUAGAAGUGUGACGCUUGUCAGUACUGGACGCAGCCUGCUGCGGGACGGACGAUAUCAUCACACAGCCAAGAUGGUGGCAUUUAACUGGAAGGCUUUGGAGAAUUUCCCAUUGCUGAUGUACAUUUUGGCAGCUAAAACAUUGAUUCUUUGCUUAGCGUUUGCUGGAGUAAAGAUGUACAAGAGCAAAAAAAUUGAAGAAAAACUGAAGAGGGAACGUGAAGAGAAACUGAAAAGAGAAGCAGAGAAGGAUGAUUGAAGAGCCUCUCAGAUUUUCUGACACUUGGAAGCUUGGAUUGGAUUCCUUUCCUGGGAGAAUGAAGAAGCCUUCCUGUAGAUGAAGGAUAUGUCAAAGGAAUAAAACCCUGAAGAGUAACAUUGACUGAAACUGUAUCUCAACUUUUUAUACGUACAGCAAAAUAUCUAAGCCUCUAUUUAUGCAAUAAAAAAAUCCUUUGU
Molecule: messenger RNA, 477 nt
Organism: Pterocles gutturalis (yellow-throated sandgrouse)
Lineage: Eukaryota; Metazoa; Chordata; Aves; Pterocliformes; Pteroclidae
Gene: SMIM11
Product: small integral membrane protein 11
Exons: 3
Coding region: 92-277 (61 amino acids)
Source: RefSeq, a predicted model, not a curated record